Messenger RNA from Penicillium expansum, 1902 nucleotides. Its product is annotated as type-X family DNA polymerase. Gene Ontology annotation, cellular component: nucleus. Gene Ontology annotation, molecular function: DNA-directed DNA polymerase activity; DNA binding. The transcript has a single exon. The coding region runs from base 1 to 1902 and encodes 633 amino acids. Gene Ontology annotation, biological process: double-strand break repair via nonhomologous end joining. The record is from RefSeq and is a predicted model, not a curated record. Lineage: Eukaryota; Fungi; Ascomycota; Eurotiomycetes; Eurotiales; Aspergillaceae.
AUGCUUCUGUCCCUAGAGGAGCUAGACGAGAUCGAAGGCCGCUUGAUAGAUUAUGGCGGGAGAUUGACCUACGACAUCUCUGAAGCUGGCCUCGUUCUGGGGAAAGUCGGGCGCGCGAAGCGUGCCGCACUGGAACUACGGACCCGCGGUGUCUGGACAGAGGAGCUCAUACCCAGCUCAGCUUCAAAAUCAAUUGGUGGUGGCGUCGGACCCCCUCCCAAGCGCAGGCGCAUGAAUCAGUACGAUGGGACGAAGGAUGUCCCGGUUGAGAUUAUUGAUCUUAGUACUGAGUCUGAGAGUGAGGAUGGAGAUACGAAUCGACAGGGUCCUUCAAAUCACCUGAUUCCAGAGAAAAAGCCAGAGGAAGUUAAAAAUUCAGUCACAGUCCUGAAACUUGAGUGGAUGAAUGCCUCUAUCACAUACGGGAAAUGUGUGUCCAAAGACGUAUUCGUCGUCUACCGUGGGCGAAAGAUCCCUCCUCCUGCCAAGACAAAGGCAGAAAAUAAACAAGACCUACUCCAAAAGUCAAAUCAAAUUAUCGAGCGUGCAAAGCAAGAUGCUAGUUUACCAACACCACGAACUCCCCCUGCGGACGAUAUCCACGCACGCCGCUCAAAAGAACCUCCCGAUGGAUCUUCCCAGCGCCCUCGACCAACGCUAUAUCGACAAACGACCUCCGAAAACGAACAAGAGGAAACUAACCCACUCCCGCAACCAGACUGGGUCCGUGACCACGUCUUAUUCGCAUGUCUGCGCUCAGCACCCUUACACCCUCCAAACGAAGACUUCAUCUCGCAACUCGUGAAAAUAAGACAAAUCCGCAAACUCACCCUCGACGAGAUUGGCGUGCGCGCGUAUAGCACCUCCAUCGCAGCAUUAGCAGCGUACCCCCAUCUUAUCCAGCGACCCAGCGAGAUCCUCUCUUUACCAGGAUGCAACGCCAAGAUCGCAGAGUUAUUCUCACAAUUCCAGCAACACGGUGGCUGCAACCAUACCGACGACGACGGGAACGUCGCCGCUGCCGAUGCACUGGAAACAGAUCCCACGCUCCGUAUUCAAAACUCCUUCUAUCAGAUCUGGGGCGUUGGAGCAAAAACCGCACGCGAGUUCUACCAGCGCGGCUGGCGCGAUCUCGACGAUAUCGUCGAGCACGGGUGGAACACGCUCUCGCGCGUGCAGCAGAUUGGAGUGAAAUUCUACGAGGAGUUCCAGGAGGGUGUUCCCCGUGCUGAGAGCGAGGGUAUUGCUACUGUAAUCCGGGAUCAUGCUGGCCGGGUCCGGCCGGAAGAUGGAACUGGAGGUGGAAUUGAGUGUGUGAUUGUUGGCGGAUACCGUCGUGGAAAGGAACUCAGUGGUGAUGUUGAUAUUGUAUUGUCUCAUCGUGAUGACGCUGUGACUCGAAAUCUAAUUGUUGACGUUGUUGCGAGUCUUGAGGCGGAACGGUAUAUCACGCAUACGCUCUCUUUGCAUUUGACUUCUUCGCUGCGUGAGCAGCAGACUUUGCCUUUUGAUGGUGAUGAUACGAGGAAGUUUGAUACUUUGGAUAAGGCGUUGGUUGUUUGGCAAGAUCCGCACUUUGAUGCUACGACUACGGGAGAUGAUGGACGUCAGGGGAAGAAUCCGAAUAUUCAUCGUCGUGUUGAUAUUAUCAUAUCGCCUUGGCGUACGGUCGGUUGUGCUGUGCUUGGCUGGUCUGGUGGCUUGACUUUUCAGCGAGACUUACGGCGGCAUGCGAAGAAAGCGCGCUCGUUGAAGUUUGAUUCGAGUGGUGUGCGAGAUCAGAGUACUGGAAGACAGGUUGACCUGGAGCAUGAUGGAGAGACCUGGGAGGAGAGGGAGAAGCUUGUGAUGGAGGGACUAGAAGUAGGCUGGAGACCGCCAGAAGAGCGGUGCUCGAGAUAG